AUGUGUUUUUCCUUACUGUUUCUUUCUUUCUUUCUUUCUUUCUUUCUUUCUCUUUCUUUUCACUUCCAUUCUUUCUUUCUUUCUUUCUCCCAUUUCCUUUUUUAUCUAUCACUAUCAUUUUUUUUUCUUUUUCUUUCUUUAACUUUUUCUUUCAUUUCUUUCUUUUAUCAGUCAUUAUCAUGUGUUUUUCCUUACUGUUUCUGUCUUUCUUUCUUUUCUUUCUUUCUUUCUUUCUUUCUUUCUUUCUUUCUUUCUUUCUUUCUCUUUCUUUUCACUUCCAUUCUUUCUUUCUUUCUUUCUCCCAUUUCCUUUUUUAUCUAUCACUAUCAUUUUUUUUCUUUUUCUUUCUUUAACUUUUUCCUUCAUUUCUUUCUUUCUUUUAUCAGUCAUUAUCAUGUGUUUUUCCUUACUGUUUCUUUCUUUCUUUCUUUUCUUUCUUUCUUUCUUUCUUCAUAUUUCAUUUAUUCCUAUCUUCUUUCUUUCUUUCUUUUUUCUGGCAGGUUUCUUUCUGACAGAAAGAAAGUGCUGUCAGAAAGAAAUUUCUUUCUGGCUGCACUUUCUUUCUUUCUGACAGCUCUUUCUUUCUUUCUGACAUCUUUCUUUCUGACAGCUUUUCUUUCUUUCUUUCUUUCUUUCUUUCUUUCUUUCUUUCUUUCUUUCUUUCUUUCUUAUAGCUCUUUCUUUCUUUCUCUCAGCUCUUUCUUUCUUUUUUCUUGCUUUCGUUCUGACAGCUCUUUCUUUCUUUCUUUCUUUCUUUUUCUUUCUUUCUUUCUUACAGUUCGUUCUUUCUUUCUUUCUUAUAGCUCUUUCUUUCUUUCUUUUUCCUUAUUUCUGACAACUCUUUCUUUCUUUCUUUCUUUCUUUCUUUCUUUCUUUCUUACACUCCUUUCUUACAGCUCUUUCUUUCUUUCUUUCUUUCUUUCUUUCUUUCUUUCUUUCUUACAACUCUUUCUUUUAUACGAGCCCCCAAAUCAUUUUCCUCGGUAUGAACAUUUUCCUUCCUUCCUUUCUUUCUAUUACAUCCAUCAUUAUUCAUGUUGCCCCACCCUAACUAUUCUUUUUUAA
This is a messenger RNA of Acanthosepion pharaonis, 1065 nucleotides long. The record is from the annotation of a GenBank genome assembly. Lineage: Eukaryota; Metazoa; Mollusca; Cephalopoda; Sepiida; Sepiidae.